UUAGUGGUCAGCAAUCUUGCGAAAAUCAUAUUUUCUUCGAGUACUGCAAGAAAUCUUUUAAGCCACAAACCCUAGAACGGCAUAUACCAGGUUUCUCAGGGUUUUGCUCCAUACCUCUCCAAACAAACCAUACUACCACAUUUCACUUCGAACCCUUACGGAAGGGCCCGUGUUCGAAUCCGAAGAGAGCACGUUUAUUCUACAACAAUGCCGCCCAAAACAGUAAAGAAGGCUCCCGCUGGAGCAGGGGUGAAGAAAACGGUGACGAAAAAUGCCACCAAAUCUACGAAAGCCUCGACCAAGGCCGCCAACUCUCCAUCCGUAAAAACAGAAGCUGAAGCCAUUGAGAAGGGACAGACUUCGGCUACGCUUGAUGCCACUAAGGUCGAGGAAAAACCCUCCGAGGCAACAGUUCAGCCCCCCAGCAGUGUGGAAGUGACUGCAAUGGAUGUAGAAAAAUCUGUUGAUGACGUCAAGGCCGAAAAGAAGGAGACUGAAGCUGUCAAAGAAAGCACAGAAUCAACUGCUGGUGGCAGUGGGGCCUCAAAAGAAGAUGACUUAAAGGAAGAAAGUGUUAAGGGUAAGGAAUUGGAUGUAGAGGACACAGAUGUUGCACUGCAAGAAGUACAGGAAAAUGUGGGUAGUGCUGAAGAGAAUCAGAUUGCUGGUGGUGAGAAGGCUGAAAAUGAUGAAGUAACAGCCGAGGAGGAUCAGGGAGGUGAUGCUGAGGGAAGAGGGGAAUAUAAAGAAGAAGUGCUGCUUGAUGAAGGAGAGGAAGAGCACCCGCAGCAUGAUGAAAUGCCAGCACCUAUUAAGGAGCGGAGGAAACAGAAAGAAUUUGAAGUUUUUGUUGGUGGGCUUGACAAGGAUGCUAAUGAAGAGGACUUGAAGAAGGUAUUUGGUGAAGUGGGUGAAAUUAUUGAGAUUAGAUUGGCCAAGAAUCCUCAUACACAGAAAAACAAGGGCUUUGCUUUCAUUCGUUUUGCAACUGUUGAGCAGGCCAAAAAAGCUGUGGCGGAGCUUAAGAAUCCACAGGUAAAGGGGAAGAGAUGUGGAGUGACACGAAGCCAGGAUAACGAAACCCUUUAUGUACGCAACAUCAGCAGGUCUUGGACAAAGGAUGAUCUGAGAAACAAAUUGAAGGAGUAUGGAAUAGAAGACGUUGAGGAGUUAACUUUGAUGGAUGAUCCAGAGCAUGAAGGCAUGAAUAGAGGCUUUGCAUUUUUGGAAUUUAACACUCAUCUUGAUGCAACAAAUGCAUUCAAACGCUUGCAGAAACGAGAUGUUUUCUUUGGUGUUGAUGUUUCUGCAAAGGUUGCAUUUGCCAAGUCUGGCAUUGAGCCAGAUGAAGAAAUUAUGGCCCAGGUUAAGUCUGUGUUUGUUGAUGGCUUGCCAGCCGCUUGGGAUGAGGAGCACGUUAAGGAGAAAUUUAAGAAGUAUGGUGAAAUUGAGAAUGUACAAUUGGCACGUAAUAUGCCUUCUGCCAGACGCAAAGAUUUUGGAUUUAUUAAUUAUACAACUCGUGAAGCAGCUCUGGCAUGUAUUGAAGGUGUCAACAAGAAUGAGCUAGCUGAAGGAGAUAAAAAGGUCAAUAUCAAAGCUACACUGCGGAAACCUCAGCAAAAGGGACGAUCCAUCAAGGAUCCUGCUCGGGUAGGAUACCAAACAGGUUAUGGUAGUGCUCGUGGUUAUAGUGGCAGUCGGGGGAGUCGGGUGCCAUGGGGUCGUAGUGCUGGUGUUCAUAGUGGAAGUCGAUUUGAUGUUCGUGGAGCAAGGGAUUUUCUAGGUGGAAGGGAUCAUUUCCGUGGUUCUCGUGAUUAUUCAGAUAGAGGCAGGCAUUUGCCAUCUUCUGGGAGGAUGUAUGAUAGGCGACCGACUGCUGCAAAUUAUUAUGGUGAAGAAGACGAACUUUACAUACAGAGACAAGGUCGAACUUCAAGCAGAUCUGCUGCAGCAAUUCCUAGACGACCUGCAUACAGAGAUUAUGGAUAUGAAGCAGAUUACUAUUCUGAAGCUGUUCCCCAAAGUCAUUCAAGGAUUCCCUCACGCAGAAGUGCAUAUGAUGAAGAUGGCUAUGGUUACCAUAUGGAUGAAGUUUCAGCCUAUCAUGAUGCACCUGUUCGUAAUUAUGAUGCAGUAUCAGUGCCAAAGCGCCCAUAUUCAGAUCUGGACCCGGAGCUUUCAUAUGCAGGACCACCUACAAGACGCCAAAGGACUCACCUGGAUCAUGACUUAGGAGCUGGUCCAGUUGGAGGUAGCAGAGCUGGUGGAAUGGAGGGUGUAUCGUAUCCACCUAUUUAUUCAAGCAGAAAUGUUGGUGGUUAUGGACAGAGAGGUGCUCCAGGAUCAUAUUAUUGAAAGAAUGAGAUCUAUCAGGCUGACUGGAUUGAAUGGAUUCAGCUUAUGGGAUGCUUUUGGCUUGGCUGGUUCUCUGAGAAAGUGAAAGUUUUAUGAUAAUACAUGUUGUGCAGUAAAAUGGUUGCAGCUUCUUGUCACUUUUUGUAGGACUUGUAGGAUGAUCGCUAGGGAAAUAGAUAAAACUAGUAAAGUGACGGGUUAUGAGAAUUUAAAGAGAAUAAUUUUGGCCCUUGGUAACAGAUCAACAUUUGAUGAUAAAUUCCAAGGCAGACAAUAGUUGGUUUCUUAUUAUGGGAGGAGGUUAGCAAAUUUGACCUACAGGUUGCAACAUGUAGUAAAUGCUGUAACAAUUUCUAGUAUUUUUUCAAUUUUUGGUAUAAUGACUUGGCAGAUUUUGAGUUUAUCUUCA
Messenger RNA from Cryptomeria japonica (Japanese cedar), 2767 nucleotides. RefSeq lists its product as uncharacterized. Gene Ontology annotation, molecular function: mRNA binding. Lineage: Eukaryota; Viridiplantae; Streptophyta; Pinopsida; Cupressales; Cupressaceae. The record is from RefSeq and is a predicted model, not a curated record. The transcript is spliced from 10 exons. Gene Ontology annotation, cellular component: nucleus. The coding region runs from base 208 to 2358 and encodes 716 amino acids.